GUAAGGCCGGGGAUGGGCAUUACGCUGGUGAAACCGGGUCGAGUGGAAGCGUUGCCGGUGGUAUAAUCUAUCUUUGCUCGUGGAAGAAUAAGGUUCGGUCUCUUGAGACCAGCCAUGAUGUAAUUGACUCGAUCCAUAUAAAACCAUCGGUGACCCAAUUCAAGGGUAAUCAACUCGAAUUAAGUCAAUCGCACGGUUAAUCAGCAACAUGGCUCAACGAUACUACACUCUCGCAGAAGGAUGCCCGUACGCGAGCAAUUCCACCUCGGUGCAGCUGCGCAGCGGCAAUGCCGGCCUGCUUCUGAUGCAGGACACGCAGCUCAUCGAGACGCUGGCACAUUUUGCCCGCGAGCGGAUUCCCGAACGAGUGGUCCACGCCAAAGCCGCCGGAGCAUACGGCGAAUUUACCUGCACUCACGACUGUACCGACAUCACCUCAGCCAGCUUCCUCAGUGAGAUCGGCAAAACCACGCCCCUGCUACUGCGCAUCUCGACCGUAGGACCCGAGGCCGGCUCGGCCGAUACCCUCCGGGAUGUGCAUGGCUGGGCGAUGAAGCUGUACACGGAUGAGGGCAACCUCGACUGGGUGUUUAACAACACGCCGGUGUUUUUCAUUCGCGAUCCGUUGAAGUUUCCGUCGUUGAAUCGGUCGCAUAAGAGGAAUCCGCAGUCGCAUUUGCCGGAUCCGAAUAUGUUCUGGGAUUUCCACGCCGGCAAUCCCGAAGGCUUCCACCAACUUCUCCAUCUGUUUAGCGAUCGAGGCACGCCAGCCUCGCUGCGCCAUAUGAAUGCGUAUAGUGGACAUACCUACAAGUUCACUCUCAAAGAUGGCUCCUUCAACUAUGUCAAAUUCCACAUCAAAACCACUCAAGGGAUCAAAAAUUUCACCAAAGAAGAGUCGGUCCGGGUAGCCGGGGAGAAUCCGGACUUCCUGAUUCAGGAUAUGUUCGAGGUGAUCGAGCGCAAAGAUUACCCCGAGUGGAAGGUAUACGUGCAGGUGAUGACGCCUGAACAGGCGGAGACCUACCGAUGGAAUAUCUUCGAUAUGACCAAGGUGUGGCCGCAUAGUGAUUUUCCGCUGCGACAGAUUGGGACGAUGAAGUUGAACCGUAAUCCACGGAACUACUUUACCGAUAUCGAACAAGCCGCCUUUUCCCCCUCCAACAUGGUCCCGGGCAUCGCUCCAUCGGCAGACCCAGUCCUCCAAGCACGCAUGUUCUCCUACCCCGACGCCGCGCGCUACCGACUCGGCACCAACUACCAACAACUCCCCACCAACGCGGCCAAAGCCCCCGUGUACUGUCCCUACCAACGGGACGGCCAGAUGAACUUUUCCGACAACUACGGCGCGGACCCCAACUACGUCGGAUCCAGUCUGCAGCCCAUCACCUAUUACCAGGAUCUUACCGGCCAGCCGCCCCAGACGGUGAGCACGCUCACCGAGCACGAGAAGUGGGUGGGCCAGGUGAGUAAUUUCCAGUACGGGUUGUACGAGGACGACUUUGAGCAGGCGGCGGGGCUGUGGAAGGUGAUUGGCAAGGAGCCGGGGCACCAGGAGCGAUUCUUUGGCAACGUGGCCGUGCAUUUGAGUCAGGUGAAAUCUAGUGCGCUUCGCAAGAGGGUGUACGGGUUGUUUGGUCGGGUGGAUUGGGGAUUGGGGGAGGGGGUGAGAAAGGCGACGGAGGGGUUGGUGAAUGAUGCACACAAGACUUGA
Messenger RNA from Aspergillus ibericus CBS 121593, 1714 nucleotides. RefSeq names its product catalase. Gene Ontology annotation, cellular component: mitochondrion; peroxisome; cytoplasm. The record is from RefSeq and is a predicted model, not a curated record. The coding region runs from base 209 to 1714 and encodes 501 amino acids. Gene Ontology annotation, biological process: hydrogen peroxide catabolic process; response to hydrogen peroxide. The transcript has 10 exons. Lineage: Eukaryota; Fungi; Ascomycota; Eurotiomycetes; Eurotiales; Aspergillaceae. Gene Ontology annotation, molecular function: catalase activity; heme binding.